Molecule: messenger RNA, 1371 nt
Organism: Chaetomium globosum CBS 148.51
Lineage: Eukaryota; Fungi; Ascomycota; Sordariomycetes; Sordariales; Chaetomiaceae
Exons: 5
Coding region: 1-1371 (456 amino acids)
Cellular component (GO): nucleus
Molecular function (GO): DNA binding
Source: RefSeq, a predicted model, not a curated record
AUGGCCGUUGAAGCCAUCGGAAAGAACAAAAGUCUCAGUAUCCGGGCCGCAGCCAGACUGUACAACGUUCCGGAAGCAACGAUUCGCCACCGACGUACUGGCCCGUCUGCACGACGCGAUUUACCAGCCAACUCGCACUGCGUGGUGUUGAAGAUUUGGCCCAACCACCUGCUCCGCGAACGCGAUGCGCCCCCUGUCGGCAAGCUCUGGGCCCACAACUUUGUCAAGCGCCAGCCACAGCUCCGUACGCGUCGUACGCGUAGAUACGACUACCAGAGGGCCAAGUGCAAAGAUCCAAAGGUCAUUGGCGAGUGGUUUACGCUUGUACAGAACACUAGGGCCAAAUAUGGGAUUGUCGAUGACGAUGUCUAUAACUUCGACGAGACUGGGUUUAUGAUGGGCAUCAUCUUCGCGGGUAUGGUAGUUACGACCUCAGACGGCCGUAGCAAGGCUAAACUAGCCCAGCCUGGUAACCGCGAGUGGGCGACCGUAACCCAGGGAGUUAACGCCCUUGGCUGGACUAUCCCUCCGUUCAUCAUCCUGGCCGCGCAAUACCACCUCGCCAACUGCACCUUGACUACCAUACGGCGCCCCGGACAAAGGGUAUACCGGUUGCUGAUCCUCGACGGCCACGAAAGCCACCACUCCACCGAGUUCGAGCUCUACUGCCGGGACAACAAGAUCAUCACACUCUGCAUCCCCCCGCACUCUUCCCACAAGUGCCAGCCACUUGAUGUUGGCUGCUUCGGGCCACUGAAACAGGCAUACGGUCGCCUGAUCGAGGAGCUGAUGCGCGCACACAUCAACCAUAUCACCAAGUUCGAGUUCCUUGGUGCCUUUCGCGAAGCCUUCUUUGCUUCCAUGACAGAGAAGAAUAUCCAGGGUACAACGGCUGUAAUGCACCAGGUGGCUCUCCUUCAGUCAGAGGUCUCUUCGCUCCGCAAGGCCAACGAGGCACUGAGCAAGCAACGGAGGGCCAAAGAAACACGUGUGCAGCUUGGAGGGUCACUUACUGUACAGGAUGCACAGGAUCCACUAGACCAGAGGGCUGUAGGUAAGGGGGUAGUGCAGGAAACGCAGCCGGAUGGUAGUGGUACAGGGGGGGGCUCUUUUAGCCCAGUAUGCCGCUGCGGUAUGGCGCGCAAGACAUUCGAACACCUCGUACUCGAAUGCAGCGGAGCCGCAGAUAAGUCCCAGCCCUGGCCAGAUGACGGCGCAGAGCUACUGGAGUGGCUGGAUGACGUGGAGAAGGCUGCCAUAGUGGUGCGGUGGGUACUUGGGCUGGGGAGGCUGAACGAGUUCCGGCUGGCGGUAGAGCUGGAAAAUGAGGAGAACAACGAGGAGGCCCGCGGCGGGGCCGGAGCGGAGUAG